This is a messenger RNA of Bufo gargarizans (Asiatic toad), 2293 nucleotides long. It is a transcript of the gene ARMC1, whose product is annotated as armadillo repeat containing 1. The transcript is spliced from 7 exons. Bases 124 to 951 code for a protein of 275 amino acids. Gene Ontology annotation, molecular function: protein binding; metal ion binding. NCBI's taxonomy places the organism in Eukaryota, Metazoa, Chordata, Amphibia, Anura, Bufonidae. The record is from RefSeq and is a predicted model, not a curated record.
CCGGGGAUUUGUUAGUAGCCAAUUGCAGGUUUGUGUUGCGGGAGGUUGACCCAGGCCGCGGCUGGAGAGGCCCGGACCUGUAAUCGGUAUUCUGUGCGUAUGGCAUAAAGACAUCUUUUGAAAAUGAGCGGGGAGCCUGAUGCGUUAGCUGUUGUCAAUCAGCUGCGAGACUUGGCUUCAGAUCCUUUAAACCGCCGAGCCAUUGUACAAGAUCAAGGCUGCCUGCCGGGCCUCAUCCUAUUCCUUGACCAUCCCAAUCCUCCAGUUGUUUACUCUGCUCUUCUGGCUCUUCGAUAUUUAGCAGAAUGCCGCGCCAACAGAGAAAAGAUGAGAAGCGAACUAGGAAUGAUGCUGAGCUUGCAGAACAUUUUUCAGAAGACUACCACACCAGGGGACACACAGCAGCUUGCCACAGAAGUCUAUGAUCUUCUGCAGUCAUCCAACACAGCAGAUGGGGAUUGUAUGAAUGAGAUGAACUCUAGACGGCGGAAGGCCCAUUUUUUCCUUGGAGCUACAAAUAAACGUGCCAAAACCGUGGUCCUGCAUAUUGAUGGCCUUGAUGACACGUCUCGAAGGAGUCUGUGUGAAGAUGCCCUACUGAAAAUCAAAGGCGUCAUUAGCUUUACAUUUCAAAUGGCAGUACAGAGAUGCGUAGUCCGUAUUCGGUCUGACUUGAAAGCAGAGGCUUUGGCAACAGCAAUAGCAUCUACCAAAGUGCUGAAAGCACAGCAAGUAGUAAAGGGCGAAUCUGGAGAAGAGUUGCUGGUGCCAUUUCAUGACACUCCUGUGGAUGUGGAGCAGAACGAAGAUUUACCAGACUACCUUCCCGAGGAUGAAAGCCCUAUGAAGGAGCAGGAUAAAGCUGUGUCUCGCGUCGGGGCACACCAGGACGGUGGGAGCAGUUGGCUCAGCACUGCGGCAAACUUUUUAUCCAGAUCCUUUUACUGGUGACAUGCGAUUUAGAGACUAAAAGACUGCAAGACAAUAUUUCAAUCAUCCCAGUGAAGUGCAAUUUGCAAUAAAAAUAUUACGCCACAAAAAAAAAAAAAAGUUUUAAACCGCGCAACUUACGCUGUGUUUUACAUGUACAGGAUAUCCGAGCUGGUAAAGCAGCAUGGCGGACAGAGGUCACAAGAGAGUGUUGCUUCAUUUAUUGCGUGUUGCCUCACUUUGUCAUGGGUCCACCCUUUGCUAUUACACUGUCAUGUUAUAAGCCAAAUAAUUGUGAUAGUGCACACUGAUACUCAGCCUUAAGGUCACUGGUAUGUUGUAAUACACAAGAAGCGUCUCCUCACCUCAGUACUCAGGACCGCCAGUUCUCGUUCUGAUUACAUAUUAGUGCACGAACGCCUUUUUAAGAAAAAAUUUCUUUCUUUCGCCUUAUAUUACAGAAGGACUGGUUUCUGGGACACAUGCUACUGUCCACAGUAACACAAUCUCAUUAUUAUUAUUAUUUUUUUUGGCUUUUAUUUGGCACAAAAAUUUGAAAACUUUUCCAAAUCUGCAAGUGUUAUGCCUUCUAUAGGAAAGAGAAUGUGAGUUCUGCGCAGGUCCAAACUGUUAGUAGGCAACGAUACCAGAGAUUUGUGUUGCAUCAAACCUAUAGAUGUAAUAAAAUCCACCUCUUCUCUUCAAAAUAGCAACUUUAGUCCUGCCCGAAUAUUAAUGAUCAUAUUAAGAGCUAAUGAUUUCAGUGAGAGCCAUGAAUAUGCAAGGUUUUAACCACGAGUAGAAAUGAUAUAAAACAGGCUCCCAGUGUAAUAACCACUAUGGAUAUAAAAAUGCAUAGAUCUGUUUCUGCUGCCUGCUAUAUACCACGGUGCCAUGUUUACAGACCCUCUAUAGGAAGUCCAGCUCUUUUUGUUCCCUGUCUAUGAUGGUGGUGUUUUUAUAGUUGCAAAUGUUUGUAAUGAAAAGAAAGGGUGAUUCGUAUGUUUUAGAUGUCCAAUUCCUGUGAUUGUUUCAUACAUUUUUUUCCCUUCUGAUGGACCACGAAUUCACAGUCGCACAGUUUGAAAGUUUGUCAUACAGUUUUUCGGUCACUGGAAAGUAAGAACUUGUGUGAAUUAAUUCUGUAAAAUGGUUUGAAAAACAGUUUUUUGUCUGAUGAUGGACCACCAUUGAUUUCCACAUUGAAAGUGCACUGUCUCCAACUUUGGUACUUCUCAUAGAUUAGGGUACUUUCACGAUUCCGUCAGGCAGUUCCGUCGCCGGAGCUGCCUGCCGGAUCCAUCAAAACGUGUGCAAACUGAUGGCAUUUGUCAGGCGGAUCAAGAUCCAGAUCCGGAUCCGU